This is a messenger RNA of Protobothrops mucrosquamatus (brown spotted pit viper), 955 nucleotides long. RefSeq names its product complement C1q A chain (gene C1QA). The coding region runs from base 23 to 757 and encodes 244 amino acids. Lineage: Eukaryota; Metazoa; Chordata; Lepidosauria; Squamata; Viperidae. The record is from RefSeq and is a predicted model, not a curated record. The transcript is spliced from 2 exons. Gene Ontology annotation, molecular function: protein binding.
UGCUCGUGGCCACAGAGUCAAGAUGGCAAGCCGCCCGUGGUUGGCCGUCGCGGUGUUGAUCGUGAUGCUGGAUGUGGUGGCUGCCCAGCAGAACGUCUGCCAAGCACCCCAGGGCAGAGACGGGCACCCAGGAGCCCCAGGGAGGAAUGGAAGGUCGGGCAAAAAAGGAGACAUGGGUGCACCAGGGAUGGGGACCCAGAGCACCGGAAUCCGGGGCCCGAAAGGCGAACCGGGGGAGCCCGGCCCUUCGGGGCAACCAGGCGACCAAGGUUUCCGAGGGCCGGAUGGCCUCAUGGGCCCCCCUGGGCCGGUAGGGGAUCGGGGCCUCAAGGGCCAAGUGGGCAACGUCCAGGAUCAGCCCAAGACGGCCUUCUCGGCUUCCCGCAAGGACCCCUCUCCCGGGCUGUCCCCCAAAACCGUGGUCUUCGACCACAGCAUCACCAACCAGGACAACGCCUACAGCACCCAGACAGGGAAGUUCACCUGCAGGGUCCCUGGCUACUACUACUUCACCUUCCAGGUAGUCUCCAAGGGAAGCCUCUGCCUGGACCUGAUGCAGCGGGACAGCGCGGUGGCCACCUUCUGCGACCAGAGCCAGGGGCUGCUGCAGGUCAACUCGGGGGGCAGCGUCCUGCAGCUGGCCCAAGGGGACCAGGUGUGGCUGGACAGCGACCCCCCGGGCGGGGCCAGCGUCUACAAGGGCUCGGAGGCCGACAGCGUCUUCAGCGGCUUCCUCUUGUUCCCCACCAAGGCUUGACCCAGCUCGGGGUUUCGGGCCUCGACCCCCCACCUGCUCGGGAUGCCCCCCUUUGGCUGAAUGCAAUGCUUCGCUUGGCAACGCUGCCCCUGCGAGGGAGGCCUGGGCCUGACCGACAGGGGUCUGUCUGGACUUUGUUGGUUGAGAGACAGGGUCCCCUGCUAGCUGCCGCCAAAUAAAACUCUUCUCAAGGUCAAA